CUGCCCGCCCGCCCGCUCGCUCCUGCCAGUACGUCGAAGAGGCCUUGCUUCAUUUGCCUUCAUCUCUCCUCUGCUCACGCGCCGCUAAUCCCCGACCUCCGACCUGCGAGGUGUGAGAAGGCGCAGGAUUCUUACAUUCGAACGACGAGGUUUCUCUCCAGUUCCCACUUUAUGAUUUGAGUAUGCACCAUUGAGGAUGCAACCUGGGCGAACAGAGUUGUUCUGGCCUCGCCAAUUGGUGAGGAAGUGGCUCCAGUUCAAACCAACUGGAGAUGAUUUCAACGCUGAUAAUAUUGAGCAUGACUCGAUUAUGGCGGAAGAGGAAGAAGAGGAAGUCGAGGAGGGGGAGAGAGAAAAUAGCGGACUUACGGACUCUCUGCCUGCACUGACCAUCAUGGAGGAGCCAUCGCCACUGACCAGGCCUCCACGACCACUUCAUCGAGGUCAAAGCGAGAAUCUUAGACCAUUAAUUCGAGGUCAAUCUGAGACUUUGCGGAAACAAUAUGUGGACACCAAGGAGUACCGCAUUGCUGUAGGAACUUGGAAUGUUGCGGGCAAACCCCCUCCUGACGAACUGGACCUUGAUGAGUGGCUCGACAGCUGUCAAGAGGCUGAUAUAUAUGUUCUAGGUUUCCAGGAGAUCGUGCCAUUGAAUGCGGGGAAUGUCCUCUGCGUAGAGGAUGAAGGACCAGCUGCAAAAUGGGAGAAGUUAAUACGAGACUCUCUGAACAACAGGUGCUCGUCUUACAGAGAAAAGAGUCAGAGUGCUCCUCACUCACCUUGGAAGGACAAUGUAUCCGAUGUUCCCGAGAUAGACAUAGAAGCCAUAAUUGAAGGGGUUGCAAGUGAUGACAAGAUAUGCUCCCUAGUGGAAUCUGACGUACCAGCACCGGUCGUAGCUCGGAGGUCUUCUGUCAAGGGACAAAAGGAGGGCACAGGCUCAAACAAGCACAGGUCAAAAAAACCGUAUCGGAUCACAACAGACGUGAGACUGACACCGGAAAGGAGAUUUUCAGCGGAUGGUUUGGAGAGAUUAUAUGAUCGAACGGGUUCGUCAGAUGAGAGGAGGCUACUGGAAGGAAGGCUAUUAGAAGAUGCAGGAUUACCUUCAGAUCGGAGGAGAAAGUCUUCAGACGAAAGACUAUUGUCAGAAGCACGGUUUCCUUCUGAUGGUCAUCUGUAUGAUUGGUCUUUAAAAGAUUCCAUCCCAGGUCCUGGCGAAGCCUUUCAUUCCUUCCUGGAUCAAGAAGAUUCCCUGCAAACGCCACUUUUCCCACCAGCGGAAUCCGAUAGCCAGCAUUUUUCUGAGGAAUCCGAGCGUAUCAAAGCACGUUACUCGAGGGUAGCAAGUAAGCAGAUGGUGGGCAUAUUUAUUAGUGUUUGGGUCCGAUCUGAACUUCGGCGUUAUGUUCACAAUGUCAAGGUGUCUUGUGUUGGUUGCGGCCUCAUGGGUUACCUCGGCAACAAGGGGUCUAUAUCAGUCAGCAUGUCUCUCCAUCAGACUUCUUUUUGUUUCACAUGUUCCCAUCUGACUUCGGGCCACAAAGAAGGCGAUGAACAACGCAGAAAUCAAGAUGUUGCUGAGAUAUUGCGGCGCACUGUUUUCCCUAGGUCCUCAAAAUUGUUGCAGCUUCCUGAGAACAUCAUGUCUCACGAUUGCAUGAUUUGGCUGGGAGACCUGAACUAUCGCAUUGCUAUGCCAGACCAUGAGGCGAGGACUUUGAUUGCCAAUGAGGACUGGGAGGUACUUUUAGAGAAAGAUCAGUUGAAACUUGAGCAAAAUGGAGGGCGAGUGUUUGAUGGAUGGCAAGAGGGACCAAUCUACUUUCCUCCUACCUACAAAUAUGGUUUCAACUCAGAUCAGUAUUCUGGAGAAAACGUCAAGCCUGGCGAGAAGAGACGAACACCAGCAUGGUGUGACCGUAUAUUAUAUCUUGGAAAAGCGCUGAGAGAAUUAUCGUACAUCCGUACGGAGUCUAGACUGUCAGAUCAUCGCCCUGUUAGUGCCGUAUUCGUAGCAGAAGUGGAGCGACUUAGCCGCCACAAGUUGAAGAGAGCCGUGACAUUUGCUAAACCAGUGCAUAGCAUUCAAUCCGAGGACAUUUCUCCUCAUCUUUCAUCCCUUCGAGGUUUACACAAAAUUCCCAUUGACGAGAUGAGGUUUCCAUCACUUGCGGAUGUACGUAAUCCACAACCCACUGCGAAGCUGACAGUCUCCCAGUCGUUCAAACAUAAGCUCCGGAAGGAACGGUCACUACCCAGUACAUGCAUGAAAAUUGGAGAAGACAUGGAGGUGAGAAGAUUUUAGCAGCAGAGAGUGCGAUGUGGAGCAGUCUAACUUUUAAUUUCCUCUGGCUUGACAAUCAUGUCAAUAUCUUUUUUGCUCAUCUUCAACCACACAACAUCUUUUAACCUUCCUGCUAAUAACCUUGUCCACUGACAAAGUGUUUCCUUGAGGAGCCGUAUCUGAUCGGGACUUGUGGAUGUGAAACAGCAGAUUUCUAAUCAAGGAUUUGCGCAUCCAAACAUGUUGUCAGUGUUCUGAAGUUUUGACCGAUGCUGCCAAGAAUCUCCUCAGUGAUGCUUAUAGAAAUAUAUGUCAUUGCUGCCUUCAUAAGACAACGGAAGGUUCUUCUUCUGUGUAUCAUAGACAACUGUGAAACCAUCUGCCGACUCAAGACUAAAGAAUUCCAAGACCACAUAGGCGAGACUAUCCGUGUACAAAUAGCUAAAACGCUCAGAAAUAUAACUAAUGAUUAUGAAUCUAUAAGGUCAUGACUCGGGCGGAACGGGGUGAAGGUUGAUAUAUUAAGUAGUACAUAAUAUAGUAGCAGCUACGUCAGGGGAUUCUCUGCAUCCCCUCAAGAGUAAGCACGAUGUGCAGAGUAAUAUUUAGUAAUAGAGAAUUUUACCGAGACAGACCUGGACUAAACCUGGUUCGGGAGCUGUUUUAGAGAAAUCAAUUGGCUGUGGCACAAGUAUUGGAGUCCACCAGUUAAUCACCACGUCUCAAUUCAUGGCUGCUCGAAGCGCCAUUGGAGGUACUUAUGUCUGUUACUUGUAAUUCGUGGCUGUUGUUGAAGCUCAUGUCGCCUUUCCUGAACUUAUGUCGUCGCUCUGUUCAACAGUACCUACAGGCUCUGUCCAGCUGACAUGAGUGGUCUGGUUAUGGCUCGCAGAAGGAGGAGUAUAAUAAGGGAUUUAAUGGCUAGUGGGUAGAAUUGAAGCACCAAUAAGUUGGUACUUCGUCACUUCCUUUGUACAUCAAAAAGUAUAUAUUGUUCAAGAAAUUCCUUUGUACCAUUAUUUCAGUUAUUUUAAGAUCUCAACGUACUACUGCUUUCAUGAGUAUUUAUGUUUGUGUAUAUGAAGUGUUCGAGUAUGUUCAGAGUUCGUACCAUCUUGUAAAUGCAUAAUAUAUCUUUAUGAAGGCAUUACUAUUCUGAUCCUUGAUAGAUCUUAAAGUUUGAAAGAGUAACAACCUUCGGUGGAUGGAAAUGAAAGUAAGAGAAGACUUUGUCAUCUGGAGGUAUCAAGUUGCCCCAGCCCUGCAAUUAAGUGAUAACUCAGAGUUUUUACUGACUUUGCUAGCCCUAUACUUAUUUCCGAGGGUAAGAGAGGGAAGAUAAUUAAGUACAUAUGAAAAAGUGAAGAAAAUCUAACGGAGAAUGCAAGCUGUAGCUUUUAAGAAAUGGGUAGUAGAGUUGUAAUCUAGACAAAGCCCGUAGGCAAAGUUAGCGUUCCUUUGCGAGGACGAGGGCGAAGUUGAGACGUCCGGUGUAGUGGCAUUUGAGAAUGGCAAGCGUUUGCAAUUUACUGUUCUGCUGGAUGGACUCUGGCAUUCAAUGAGAAAAGCUAACACCAGCUGGUUUCAACAGACAACGUUUGUAGGACUGAAGGUUGAAGUUAAACAAGUGCGAGUGGUGAAGAUCUUUCUCUUCCGGUACAAAGUGGGGCCAAGAUGGGCCUCGACAUCCCGACCUUUAGUCUUGCCUCUUCUGUUACUGCAACCACUGGGUUCUAAGAUCUGAGAGUCGUCUUGCCGUAACCGAAGGUUCUGUAGCCGGCGCGUGAUUAGCCAUUCAAGAAUUUGGAGCUUUUAGUUCUUUCCCAUAUCUGUAUAUAAAGAGCCCAGGUCGAAGAGUUGAUCAAAGAGUAGUGCUUUUGGUCCUGGAGGUUGCUAUACUCCCCCUGAAGGAGAUACUCCACAUCGACAAGGUUUUAAGGAGCAAAGAUGGAGCAAAGAUGUAAAUAUGACGAACACUGUACUUUAAUGUAAACUAUUGAUCUGACAUUUUUCUGAUGCUCAGCUUC
This is a messenger RNA of Marchantia polymorpha subsp. ruderalis, 4314 nucleotides long. The record is from the annotation of a GenBank genome assembly. Lineage: Eukaryota; Viridiplantae; Streptophyta; Marchantiopsida; Marchantiales; Marchantiaceae.